AGGCAACACAAAAGAACUUCAAGACGUUGAAGGCGAUUGAUGUAGAAGACCUGACAGCAUUAGUCCUGCAAUUUGCCCCACACAGGAAUUUAAAAUGAUUGAAAAAUGUCCGAUGCAAUCCCGUGGCCAGUUGGAGCGGUCCAGAUGUGCGCAUGUGGUAUUCACACUCAGAAGGUAACAUUCUACCACGCUACCACAGGACUGCGUCUUCGGCAGGCCCUCUUUCGCCACUGCAUCUCUCAGAUGGCUGUACAGCCGCAAGUUCACGCGGACCAGGUACAACAGCUGGCAAGUGCUUCUAUAUCCUUCUGGUGCUCGUUACACAGUUUUGAUGGAAUCCCGCAUGAAAGACGCAUUUACAAAAAGCAGAGAGAGCGUGUCAACUGCACUUUGAGCAAAAGCAGGCGAGCGUACUGGCAACCAGCCAUUAGGCUGGUUAUAUCAGGAACACUUUCCAUCUGUAACAGAGCCGCUCGAAACAAACACGUGGGAGUCUAUAAAGGGCUGCAUCGUGUUCUCUCACUCUCUGUUCAUCCCAUGCUGCCGACUUGGGUUAAAGCAACAAAGCGGCUCGCGAAACUGUAUGGCCGACAAAGCGAACGCCUAAAGCACAGCAGCCGUAGUCGGCAGGGUUUGAACCUGCGCGGGGAGACACCAAUGGAUUUCAAGUGCAUCGCCUUAACCACUCGGCCACGACUACAACAGGUUCAGUGCCCUCUGGGCUUAACUCGUGCAGCAAAGAGGGACGAGCCGGCAGGUAACGGGCGAUGUAACGGAGACGUCAAAAAGGGACAGGCAGGAUCAAAUCAACGACACAAAAACAGCACGUGGUGUCCUGCCAUGACCCGGAUUCGAACAGGGGUAGCUGCGGCCACAACGCAGAGUACUAACCACUAUACGAUAGACUUCUUGACUACAUCUGCAUUGAGGGGAUUGGCAGGUUUUGCUGAGGUCUCAAGGAAUUUCUGGUGCAUGCGCUGAAGCAAAACUGGAUUAAACCCUGCUCAAAGCCCAUAUGUCGACUCUAACUCACAAGCAAACGUUUUCUUUUCCCA
Triplophysa rosa is the source of this 1055-nucleotide messenger RNA. RefSeq lists its product as uncharacterized. The transcript has 2 exons. Bases 106 to 981 code for a protein of 291 amino acids. NCBI's taxonomy places the organism in Eukaryota, Metazoa, Chordata, Actinopteri, Cypriniformes, Nemacheilidae. The record is from RefSeq and is a predicted model, not a curated record.